Monodelphis domestica (gray short-tailed opossum) is the source of this 953-nucleotide messenger RNA. RefSeq names its product C-X9-C motif containing 1 (gene CMC1). The record is from RefSeq and is a predicted model, not a curated record. NCBI's taxonomy places the organism in Eukaryota, Metazoa, Chordata, Mammalia, Didelphimorphia, Didelphidae. Gene Ontology annotation, cellular component: mitochondrion.
GGCUCUGGAUGGCUGUUUAAAUGCGUGUGGACGUUUCAAAGCAACACUUCUUUACAGCAAAUUAGGUGGCUUAUUGCAACCUGUUCUUAUCAGAAAAAUGGUUCCGAAGAAGGGUGAAUACUGAGUAAUCCAAGCUGAUGCCUGUGCUUUGGUGUGACUUUCUCCCAGUAAGAAAAAUGGCCAAGCUCUAGGAAUCGCAGCAAACACCCUCCAGGUGUUGGGAAAGAUUAACCCCUUGGCCCCUGCAGACAAGCCUUGGAGAGCCCAGCUGGCAGUGACAGGUGCCAUGCUGCUGGCCUCCAGAGGUUAUCCUCCACCUGCUUCUUGCUGGGAAGCUCCAGAGGAGCCUUCAGACUUCACUAAAUGCUGCAAAGACUCUGGCUUUCUUAUGGUGGCAAAAUGUCGGAGAGAAAAUUCAGCAUUAAAAGAAUGCCUAACUGCACACUAUAAAAACCCAGAUUUUUAUGAAGAAUGCAAAAUGGAGUAUUUGAAGGAAAGAGAAGAAUUCAGAAAAACUGGAAUUCCUACUAAGAACAGGUUACAGAAGCUUCCUACAAGUAUUUAGCAAAAUAGUUAAUUAUGAAUGGUUUUGACCCUAAUUCUAGUGGCAAGAAGUCAGUAUCUUUGAUUUGUUCUUUAAUAUCAUGGAAGAAUUUAUUUCUGUUGGUUGAAAUAAAUAUCUUUUAUUAAAUUUUUAUAUCCUUUAAAGUUUUAAUUUAUUGGUUAGAGGAUGCAUGACUAGCAGAAGGAAUGUUUUUAUGGAGAAGAUGGAUAUACUCUAUUUUCCUCCAGACUGUAGACUUAAACUGCUGGUUUCUAACCUACUUUUCCACAGUUUUACACUGCUUCCCUUGUGUUAUACUAUAUUUUUAAGCACUUUGUAUCCUUGAAUCAUUUUAUAAAUGAAUGGAUGUAUUUGUUUCAUUCCACUGAUAAUAAAAUUUGAGAGCUUA